Messenger RNA from Phymastichus coffea, 12268 nucleotides. It is a transcript of the gene Hml, whose product is annotated as hemocytin. The transcript has 41 exons. The record is from RefSeq and is a predicted model, not a curated record. Gene Ontology annotation, molecular function: protein binding; chitin binding. Gene Ontology annotation, cellular component: extracellular matrix; extracellular region. Lineage: Eukaryota; Metazoa; Arthropoda; Insecta; Hymenoptera; Eulophidae. The coding region runs from base 458 to 12208 and encodes 3916 amino acids.
AUGAAUAAAAAAAAUAAACAUAUACUUGUAUGAAUUUGAAAUAUCAAUCAUUACCAGUCUCACUCACCAAAGAUUAUUUGAAAUAUUUCUCACGAUCGUUCAUUUAUUUCUAUAUUGCCGAAGGCCGCCGUCGAAAGAAAACCGCAAUCCACCGAAAAUUCCUCUUAAUUAAAAAAAAAAUCAGCUAGAACGAAGGCGUACAUAUUGGCAUCCUGUUGCGUAAAAAAUUUUGCGGUGAGCACACGAUGAUAAUCUCGCCAAGAGCGCACGCACACGCGGUCGGGGCAGCAGAGAGCACAAGUAAGGCGUAUUAUAUGUGCCUGACCUAGAUUUAUCAUCGGAGCUUCCUGCGGGAAAUUCGCCAUAUAAACCGCCCGGCGACCUCGCGUCGUGCCUUAGUAUAAGCGACAGGAUCUCGUCGGCGGGGCAUGUGUUUCCCUCCUCGAAAGUCGCCAAAAUGAUGCUGAGGAUCGUGUUGGUUGCAGGUUUCCUCGCGGCAGCGAGCUUCAACGAACUCGUUGACGCCGAGCCAGGAUCGGACUUUAUGUUCAGAAACGACGACUAUGACGACGAAUUGACGGUAAACGACCAACGUUACAAACAGGAAAGUUACUCGCACAAGUCAUCGCAUGAAUCCUCCAACCGAUUUCACAGUCGAAUCGGUGGUAUCGAUUUCGACGGUGGCUGCACCUCCGCGCCCAAUUACGUGAUUAAUGGCAACUUGAGCUGUCACUCGUCAGAGUACGUACGCUUGGAAGAGAAAUCGUUUGUUUUACCCGGUCCCAACGAUGUUUCUGCUUACAGAGGCUGUCGAGCAAGUUGCCUGCCGGACCACCGGUUUCCGAACGGCGAAACGGAGCUUGCGAUCGUCUGUCGCGACGGUGCGUGGAGGGUUCAAGGCGCUGAUUACGACGCGAGCAUACCCCAUUGCGAACCCGUUUGCCUACCCGAAUGUAAAAACACUGGGAUCUGCAUCCGGCCGAACCAGUGCAACUGCCCGGAUAACUUCUCCGGGCCACAGUGUCAAUUCGAGAACAAGCCGUGCCUGAACGCGCCGCCCACGGUGAAGAACGCUGAGAUGGCAUUCAACACCAAGACGAGCACGAUAACGUGCCACAAGGACUUCACCUUCCCGGGCGGCUCGACGAUCGCGAACAUGAUCUGCAGGCACGGCAAUUGGGAGCCGACCAGGACCGACUGGGUUUCCGUGCCCGACUGCCAACCCAAGUGCCACCCGCCCUGUCAGAACGGAGCGGUGUGUCUCUCGCUGAACGUGUGCCAGUGCCCUCAAGACUUCGUGGGAGCGCAGUGCCAAUACAGUGCGGACGUGUGCAGCUCGACCAAUCUGAACUUCAACGGUGGCACGGAGUGCGCGACCCUGGAUGACUUCUCGGUUGGUUGCCACCUGACCUGCCCGCCGGAGGUGCCGUUCGAGUACGCGCCCGCGGCGCAAUACGUGUGCCGCUACGACGUGGGUCGGUUCGAGCCGCGCCGAGUGCCGCAGUGCGUGCCGCCCGCGGGCGCGAGCAUCUUCAGCCUCGGCAGCAUCGAGAAGCGGACCCACGUCACGCGCACCCUCAACACCUCGUGGCGGAUCGAGUCGGGCGGCGCGGCGUUUGGCGACGCCAGCUCGACCGCGUUCGCCCACGGUGACGGACUGUUCGUCGACGUCGCCGGCGUCGAGGGGGGCGGCCCCGGAGUAGUGGGGCUCGCCAGACCCGAGGGCGGCGCCUGCUUCACCUGGGGCGGCGCCCACUACAAGACCUUCGACGGCCGGGUGCUCAGCUUCGCGGGUAGCGACUGCGCGUACACGCUGCUGAAGGACGCGCGCGAUGGUCUGUUCACGGUGGUCGCGCAGAGCGACCCGCUGUGCCGUGGCGGUGCGCCCGGCUGCCCGCGGAUGCUGCGCCUACUGGUGCAGGGCAGACAGUACGAGCUGGCGGCGAACGCCGCGACGGGGUCUCCGGAGCUGCGCAGCGGCGGCCGCGUGCUGGCGGUGCCGUCGCAGCUGCCGAGCCUGCGGCUGGAGGCCGAGAGCGGCCGGUUCCUCGCGGUGACGCUCGACGCGCUGGGCCUGAAGGUCAAGUGGGACGGUGCGCGACUGGCGCAGAUCGAGGCCUCGGAGUCACUGUGGAACAGGACGGCCGGGCUGUGCGGUAGCCUGGAUGGGCGGCGGCACGCGGACCGGGGCCCCGGCGCGAAGGACCCGCUGCGCGCCGCCGCCGCCUGGCGGAUCGACGACAUCGCAGAGCGCUGCGAGGAGCCGCCGAGCGCGCAGGACCCGUGUGCCGCGGGCUCGGCCCGGCUGGGGCGCGAAGCCGACGAGUUCUGCGCGCGGCUGCUGUCCGACUCGCGCUACCGCAGCUGCGCCGGCCUCGUCGACGUGGCGGGCUUCCACGCGGCCUGCAGAUGGGACUACUGCUCGUGCGCCGACGCCGGGCCCAGCAGCUGCGCCUGCGACACCAUGGGCGUCUACGUGCGCCAGUGCGCCCACAGGGGCCUGGUGGCCCUGGCCGGCUGGAGGGACAGCAGCGUCUGCCCGAUGCGGUGCGACGGCGGCCGGGAGUACGCGGCCUGCGGCCCGGCGGCCGAGCCGACCUGCGCCGCGGACUCGUCCGCUCGCCUCGCCGCCGUGGACUCGAAUGGCUGCGAGGAGGGCUGCUUCUGCCCGGCCGGCACGGUACUGCACGAGGGCCGCUGCGUCGCGCCGGCCGAGUGCCCGUGCCGCCUGCGUGGCAGGUCGUUCGCGGCCGGCGCCACUGUGCCCAAGGACUGCAACACCUGUGUCUGCGCGGCCGGCCGCUGGACCUGCACCGAGACCAAGUGCGGCGCUCGCUGCUCGGCUAUCGGCGAUCCCCAUUACACCACCUUCGAUGGCAAGAGAUACGACUUCAUGGGCGAGUGUAGCUAUUACUUGGUCAAGGGCCACGACUACAGCGUGCAGGCGGAAAAUGCACCGUGCAGCAGCUCCAUCUCCGAGAUGAUGGGCUUGGCGAGGGGCUACCGAGACGGUGAUCCGUCGUGUACCAAAACGGUGACCAUCCGAGCGAACGAUGUGGCGGUGAAACUCAAGCAGAAUCGCCAGAUCUCGGUCAACGGCGAGGACGUGACGAAGCUGCCGCUGCUCGCCGGCGAAAUAAGAGUGCGCAUCGUCAGCAGCAUCUUCGUUGCAGUCGAGCUACCGAACGGACUGCAGGUCUUGUGGGACGGCGUCUCGCGAGUUUACAUCAAUGCACCCCCUCAGUUUAGAGGCCAAACCAAGGGCUUGUGUGGCACGUUCAGCGCCAGCCAGAAGGACGACUUCUUGACCCCCGACGGAGACGUGGAGCAAGCAGUCGUCGCUUUUGCCAACAAGUGGAAGACCGACGAGCACUGCGCCGACAUCAAGAAAGACUCGGACCAUCCCUGUGACGUCAACGCCCACAAGAGAGAUGCCGCUGAGAAGUACUGUGGUGUUCUGAAGACAAAGAUAUUCCUAGGCUGUCACUGGCACGUCGAUCCUGAGCCGUUCUACAAAGACUGCUUAUACGACAUGUGUGCCUGUGAGGACAGCAUUGAGCGCUGUUUGUGUCCGACUCUGGCUGCCUAUGCGAAAGACUGCGUUCAUUUGGGCGUAAUCGUUCCUUGGCGUCAACAAGUACACGAGUGUCGAAUACACUGUCCCGGUGAUCAAGAAUACCAAGCCUGCGGUAGCAGUUGCACUAGAUCUUGCGCCGACAUCUCGUUCCACGGAGAAUGCAAGGAAGAGUGCGUGGAGGGUUGCAACUGCCCGAAGGGUUCGACCCUCGACGUGAACGGCAAUUGCAUCCCCAUAAAUCAUUGUCCUUGCACCUACGGUGGAUUGGAGUUCCUCGCCGGCUACAAAGAAGUCAGGCCUGCCACGAAGGGUCAACAACUCUGCACUUGCGCAAGUGGAAGGUGGAGCUGUCAGCCGGCAACGCCCGACGAGAUAUCGGACUACCCGGCGAUGACGCAGCUGAAGUCUCUAUGCAGCGCAACGAAGCACCAAAAAGUGACGACUUGCGAACCGGUUGAGCAGCGCACUUGCGGUAACAUGCAUCGGCAUACGUCCCAGACGCCGGCGAUCUGCAGACCUGGAUGUGUUUGCAAGGCCGGCUACGUACUCGACGCACCGAGUGGCGAGUGCGUGCCGGAGAACCGAUGUCCUUGCUACCACGGUGGCAGGAGUUACAAGGAGGGCACGGUCAGGCAGAAGGAGUGCAACAGCUGCAAGUGCACUCAGGGCAAAUGGAAUUGCACGGAUAUUCGCUGCCCGGGAGUCUGUUCGGUGUGGGGCGACUCUCACUACAAGAGCUUCGACGACAAGCUGUUCGAUUUCCAGGGAGCCUGCGAGUACGUGCUCGCCAAGGGCAGGCUCAACGACGACGAGGCCUUCGACGUGACCGUUCGCAACGUGCCCUGCGGCACUACGGGCGUCACCUGCUCCAAAUCCGUAACCCUGACCGUCGGCAAGAACGACCACGCGCUGGAGGAGCGAGUAACGCUCACGCGCGGCAAAAGCAUGAGCGUCGAUGACUUCAAAGAUCUGCAACGAGUCGCCGUGCGCCGCGCGGGACUGUUCGUCUUCCUCGACGUGCCCGAUCUCGGCCUGGUCGUGCAGUGGGACGAGGGUACGCGAGCCUACGUCCGUCUGGACGCCAGGUGGAAGAGUCGCACGAAGGGCCUGUGCGGCGACUUUAACGACGACGCCGAGGAUGACUUCAAGACACCGUCGGGCGGUCUGUCGGAGGCUUCCGCCAGUCUGUUCGGCGACUCGUGGAAGCUAAGCGAGCUCUGCGCCGAGCCAAGCGAGAACCCGCCCGACACCUGCGCGCAACGACCCGAGAGGCAGCUGUGGGCCGUGCAGCAGUGCAGGAUCAUGAAGUCUGCCGUCUUCGAGGCCUGCCACUCGGAGGUGCCGCCCGAGCAGUACAUCGAGAGAUGCAUCUACGACACCUGCGGCUGCGACGAGGGUGGCGACUGCCAGUGUCUCUGCACGGCCAUAGCUGCUUACGCGCAACAGUGCAACGCGAUGGGUGUGCCCGUACACUGGAGAAGUCAACAGCUCUGCCCCAUGCAAUGCGACGAGACGUGUUCCAAGUACUCGUCAUGCGUGACGACCUGUCCGCGCGAGACCUGCGACAAUUUGGUCACGCUUGUCGACUCGUUGCACCUCUGCGACCAAGACACCUGCGUCGAAGGCUGCAAACCCAAAAGCUGUCCGGAAGGCCAAGUUUACCUCAACUCGUCGUAUGCCGAGUGCGUACCGCGAACGGACUGCAAGCCCGUGUGCACGAUCAUCAACGGAACUAUAUAUUACGAGGGCGACAAAGUCAAGGGUGACGACUGCCACUCGUGUUUCUGCAGCCGAGGCAAAGUGCUGUGCAAAGGACUGCCGUGCCAAGUGCCCUUCUCGACGCCGCUCAGUUAUACCCAAGUCGGCGGCACCGAGGAAGAGAAGUGCAGGAGUGGAUGGACGACGUGGCUGAAUAGAGACCGGCCGAAGGACGAUAGAUUCAGAAAUGAAAUCGAAGAAAUGCCUAGUACAGUAGAGUUGCUGAACGUCAAUGCAACGACGGCAGUGUGCGAUCGAACGCAAAUGAUCGACAUCAGGUGCCGAAAGGUCAACACGGCGCUGUCGCACAAAGAGGUGGGAUUGAACGUAGACUGCGGCAUCGACACCGGCUUCGUUUGCCGACUGUCCGACAAUCGCGGAGAGAACUGUCCGGACUUCGAGAUCAGUGUUCUUUGUGACUGCGGCGACGACCCGCCUCCAAUGACUGCGCCGCCUGCGAUCGAUCCAUGCGUGUUAAACACGUACCAAUCCAGUCCGUUAAAUUGCUUCGACUUCUUUCACUGCGGAAUCGGACCCUCUGGAAGCAACGAGUGGAUACCCAAGACGUGCGCUCCCGACAUGAUGUUUAACGACAGGAUCGAUAUUUGCGAUUGGCCGGCUAAUGUCGAAGUUGUCAGACCCGAAUGUCUAGGUGUACACUUUGCUGAAACCCCUGAGUCAAGAUGCAACCCAGGCGAGCACUGGGAUGAUUGUGCCAUAAGAUGCAGUCAAACUUGCCACGGUUACAAUCAUUUAUUGACGACCACUGAAGUGUGCAAUAGGACGAUCGAUUGCUUGCCAGGCUGUGUAUCGAAUUCGCGUACAGAUUGCACGGCUAAAGAUAACUAUUGGCUAAACGAAAACACGUGUGUCCAUAGUUCCGAUUGCACUUGCAUAUCCGAAAAUGGCCAAAUCGUACCACCGGGCCGGAAAGUUCAAGAGAACGAUUGCAAGACUUGCCAGUGUCUUAACAACCACUACACUUGCGAUGAAUCCUUGUGUAAUAGGCGAAAUGUAUCUGAAUCGAUUACUGUUCGGAAACCAAAGAUUUAUGAAUUUCGCGACGUGGUAAUCGUGCCACACGUGAGCAGUCCACCACGCGACUGUCUCGGCGAGAAUUACGCGUGGCUAACCGAACAGUCGCCCUUCGACGUGAACUUCAGCGCCAGUAGUUAUCUCAGCACCUUCGUGAGCAGCGAUAUGAUACGUCUCCAACGCACGACCACGCCGUUCGUUUGGCGACCGUCGGUGGACGACCAGCAGCCCUGGCUGGAAAUAGAGCUGGUUAAGCCGCAACCGAUCUACGGAAUCGUCGUCGGUGGCGAUCCAUUCGCGGACAUAUUCGUCACCAGUUACUACGUGCUAUUCUCCGACGACGGCUACGCGUUUUCGGUCGUCGGCAACUGGACAACGCCGGACGAGCUUCGCGGCCCGGCCGAGAGUAACGCGCCGGUGCAGCAGUUCUUUCAUCCGCCGAUCGAGGCUAAGUUCGUGAGAGUUUAUCCAGCCAAGUGGCACGGCGCGAUCGCCAUGCAAGUCGAAUUGAUUGCUUGCGCAGAGGAGCGGACGACGAGCACCAUUGCUCCACCAAUCGUGGUGACGCCUUCGGUCGUUCGACCAGUCUGCGACGACCCGAUGGGUUACGAUAGCGGCCUAAUGGACAGGCAUCAAGUUAUGGUCGCAUCCAGCUACGAUGGCAAGGAGCCCAAUCUCCGACUGUCGAAUCCGGACACUUGGCAUCCGUUCCUCGACAAUCCCAACCAGUACGUACAGUUCGACUUUUUGGAGCCGCGCAAUCUCACCGGCGUCGAGACCAAAGGAGGCGACGACACCUGGGUCACUCAGUAUACCGUCAAGUACAGCCAAGACGGAUUGGGCUGGAGUCCCAUUCUCGACAAAUUCGGCGCGGACAGAAAGUUUUUGGCGAACGUCGACGAUUACAGCAGCCGUGUCAACUACUUCGAUUUGCCGAUUUCUGCGAGACUGCUCAGGAUACAUCCCUAUAGUUGGCACAACCACGUCGGCAUGAGAGUGGAGAUACGCGGUUGCUUCCUUCCCUAUCCUCCGAUUGUCGGACCUUCAUCAGCGGCACCACCGCCAGCCAACUGCGACGUUUGCCCCGGCAUCGAAACCGAGGGCCAGUGUUUGUGCGGGGAGUCUCUCUGGUGGAACGGCCAGUCGUGCGUAGCCAUGCAGGAUUGUCCUUGCGUUGUCAACGGUAUCUCGUACUCGGUCGGCUCGAGCUACGAGACAGCCGACUGUCAGAUCUGCACCUGCGCCAUGAGUGGCUUCCCAAUGUGCAAUCCCAAAGUCUGCCCGGCAUGCUCGAUUCCAGAACAGCGCCCGGUCGUCGGCGAACUGUGCGCUUGUCUCUGCAAGAAUUGUCCGGCCGGUCAAAGGCUGUGUCGCACCAAUGACCUGUGCAUCGACGCGGACAAGUGGUGCAACGGAGUCAAGGACUGUCCCGACGACGAGCCAGACGACUGCGAGUACGAAUUCUCGUCGGACGCGACCAUCACAAAUACCACUAUUACGAAAAUUCAAUGUGUCACCACUUGCCCGCCCGGAUUCGUCACGGUGGAUAACAUCGUCGACGGCGUUAAUCUCGCCAACUUCAGCAUCACUAUGUCGCAAAAUCAAACUUAUGAGCAGUCAACUUUCGUGAAGGUAAAGCUUCCGCCGCCGAGAUUCGACUCUCGAUUCGCCGACGUGGAAGAAGAGGAGCCGCACAUCUGCCCGAAGAUCAUUUGUAAACGGGAAAUGGAGGUCGCGACCUGCGAGAAGCUGGAGUGCCCGGCGGGCUAUCAACCGACUUACGAUCCGGCCAAGAGUAUACGAAAGACGCUUGCAUGCGACAAUACUUGCAUACCGAUUCCCCCGAAAAUGCGAGUGUGCACGAUGAUAGGCAGGUCGUUCUCGACCUUCGACGGACUUGAUUACAAAUACGACGUAUGCAAUCACAUUUUGGCGAGAGACAUGGAUUUCAACAAGUGGUACAUCGUCGUGGAGAAAGUAUGCCAAGACCAAACCCUGCUGUGUCAGAAGAUCCUCACCGUAAGCUUCGAUGAGCACGUGGUGAUUCUAGAACCAAACAUGUACGUAACGAUCGAUGGUCAGCGCUACAAUCCGAGCGAAGUCAAGCGUCUCGGCGACAAGAAUCCCGCGAUGAAGAUAUCGCGCGUCGGCAAUGCACUGCGCUUCGAGACUCCGCGUUAUCCGUUCUGGACGCUGCUCGACGCUUCGGGCACCAUCAAGAUCGGCGUCUCUGAGCAGCUCGUCGACCGCGUCGACGGCAUGUGCGGCUACCUGGAUGGUAUAAUGGUUAACGACCAGCAGACGCCGAGCCACGAGCUGGCCAAGAGCGCGCACGAGUUCGGCGACAGCUGGAAGGUGCUGGACAGCGCCGAGUGUAGACUACAGGUCUGUCCACGAGAGGUCCAGCAGGAAACGUGGAGGGUAUGCACGAUGGCGCGCGAUCCGGCCUUCGACGCCUGCUCGAGCGCCCACGAUCGCGAGAAGUUCGUGGCGAGCUGUCUUGAGAGCCACUGCGCUUGCAUGACCGGCGGCAACCUCACGGCCCAGCAGUGCCGCUGCGACGCGCUCGCGGCUUACGUGUCGACGUGCCUGGCCGCUGACAGCAGCGUCGACCUGACCAACUGGAGAUCCGUGUACGAUUGUCCCGCUGUGUGCGACGCACCCUUCGUACCAAAGGACUGCUUCAGGCGCAAGUGCGAGCUGAGCUGCGAGAACCUACUGGAAUCCGAUCCCUGCCCGAGCGUCGACGACGUCUGCGUGCAGGGAUGCUUCUGUCCUGACGGCAUGGUACGCCACGGCGACACUUGCGUGCCGCCGGCCGAGUGUCGCGAUUGUGUCUGCGACGGUCUUGGUAACUCCAGAUUCGUGACUUUCGAUCGUAGCAACGUGCUCUUCAAUGCUAACUGCACGUACAUGCUGUCGAGAGAUGUAGCCGAUGCUUUUGAUGGCAAACACAAGUAUCAGAUUCUAGUUACCAAUGGUGCGUGCGACGAAGGCAUCUGCACCGAAGUGAUUACGACCUUCUACGAUGGCCAUAUCGUUCAGAUAAGAAAGAACAGCGAUCGAGGUCAGCUGAUUGCGUACGUCGACGAUCAGCAAAUCGCCUAUUAUCCAUUCGAUGCAACAUGGCUGGUCAUCGGAUUGACUCCCAGUGGAGACGUGCAACUACUGAUGCCCGAGAUACAGAUGGAGAUCGUCGCUUUCAAGCGUAAUUUGGCGUUCGUCUUGCGUUUGCCGUCGCAUACCUUUGGUGGUGCGAUGGAGGGUCUCUGCGGUAACUGCAACGGCAGACAACACGACGACCUGAAGAUGCACGACGGCCAGUUGACGAACGACCAGCAGGAGUUCGGCAACAGCUGGGCGGCUAAAAACUUGCCCGACUCGCUGAACCUCAACGUCGACGCAGAGCAGUGCUCGAGUAGGACGCCCAAAUCUUGCGCGGAACAGCCGUCAAUGAACGGCUUCUGCGAGCAACUGCUGCUGGACGUCGCGUUCGCCCGCUGCCACGGAAUGGUCAACCCGUCGCCCUACUACCUCGCCUGCAAGGACACCCUUUGUCAGGGUGGCAACGCUUGCGCCAACUUCGAAGCCUACGCCAGGAUGUGCACGAUGAACGGGGCUUGCAUUGCCUGGCGUACUCCGCAGCUUUGCCCCUACGAGUGUGCCGACAACUUGGAGUACCAGGCGUGCGGCACAGGCUGCGCAAAAACCUGCAAGACCAUCGAAAGCUCCGUCGCGUGCAGAGCCGACCCGGUGGAGGGCUGCUUCUGCCCCGAGGAUUUCGUUUGGCAGAACGGCACUUGCAUACCGACGCGCAAUUGCUUCGCUUGCGACGAGGAAGGUCACGUCGACGGAGACACCUGGCAACCUGAUAAAUGCACUCACUGUACCUGUAAGCAACGACUGAUCAGUUGCAGUCACGCCGAGUGUCCUGCCAUCGAGACUGUCUGCAACGAGCACUCCGAUGCCGUGAUAGUGCCGGGCACGGAGACCGAUUGCUGCCCGAAAUACUUGUGCGUGCCUCGUCCCACAGAAGCACCAGCUUGCAUGGAAAUGCAACAACCGCAAUGUGGCUAUGCCCAAACGCUCAAAGUAACCGUAGACGCUAACGGUUGCCAGAAAUUCAUCUGUCAAUGUGUACCGAAAGACCAAUGCUCGCUGUACGAUAACGACGUCGGAUCGAACUCAGACGUACUAGAGCCCGGUUACGCGAUGACAACCGACAUAUCUGGAUGCUGUCCGAAGACGACGAAAGUUUGUAAACCAGAAACGUGUCCUCCGGUACCAAUAUGUCAAAAGUAUUAUAAAGUUGUAACUGUAGAUAAUCCAAAUGCUUGUUGCCCUCGAAUUAUCUGUGAACCACCUAAGGAUUUGUGCUUGUACUAUAUGGACUCGAGCAACGAUCUCGAAUUCAAUGAAAACCUCGUAGCGAAGCAAAUAGGUGAUGUCUGGCUAGAUGGAUUAUGCAAGACUUGCACAUGUGACUUCAACGAUGGCGUACCUACAUCGAAAUGUGUUACGAAGGAUUGCAUAAAAUUGGAGAACCACCCGGAUGCAAAUGACUACGUGUUGAAGAGUAACGCUUUAGAGUCUCAGUGCUGUUCUAGUUUCGAAAGGAUCGCUUGCAAGGACGAUAAUCGCGUUUAUCAGGUUGGAGAAAAAUGGUAUCCUCUGUUGGACGACAGUUGCGUGACCACAGAAUGUCUACUAGACUCGAACGGUUUGCGUAAGAAGACGUUCACGAAGGUUUGCACGGACAUUUGUGAGCUUGGCUACAAAUAUCAGGAGAGCCAAGAUCGUGGUGUUUCUUGUUGCGGCGAGUGCAAACCUUACGCUUGCGUCGUCGAUGGUAUACUUAAGGAUGUGGGCGACGUUUGGUAUUCCGACGAUUAUUGCGUGAAGAGUACUUGCGAAAAGAAGAACGGAUCGCUGCACGUGAAAUCUGUGAGCGAAACUUGCGAAACGAUCAAUCCAAUGGACAAAAUUAAUUACCAAAUAGAGAUGGUACCGGUACCCGGUAAAUGCUGUCCGAAACUUACAAGAAUAGCCUGUCUCGCCGAUGGAUUGGUAUAUGAAGCUGGAAGCUCGUGGAAUAAUUCAUUAGACAGUUGUGUAUUGGAGUCUUGCGUUGAGACUCCAGAUGGUCAGAUCGUCAAGAAUAAGGAGUCGAAGACUUGUAACACGGCUUGCCCGAAAGGUUGGAAGUACCAGAAGUCAGCCGAUCCCAAAGCAUGUUGCGGUGAAUGCGAACAAGUAUAUUGCAUCGUCGACGACUACUUAUACGAACCUGGUCAAACUUGGUACUCCAGCGACAAUUGCACGACAUAUUCUUGCGCCGAAAAGAGCGAUCAGCUACUCAUAACCACGAGUUCUCCCGUAUGUCCGAAAAUAGAUUGUGCUCCGGAAAUGAUUAUACACGACGGAUGUUGCCAAAAAUGCGAAUACAGAGCUGAGCCCCAACAACAAUGCGUCGCGGAGGUGUUCGACUUCUCCGAAACUAUAGGACUAAUCGCCGAGAAGAAAGGACAUCACGGCGUGUGUAAAAACAUGGAGCCCAUUAAGGGCUUAGCGGAAUGCUACGGGCACUGCGAUUCCUCGACGCGUUAUGACACUAAAACUUGGGAUCAAGUGAUCGAUUGCUCGUGUUGCCAGCCGUUAGACUACAAGAAGAUCAAUGUCCAGUUGACGUGCGAAGACGGCAUAACGUUUAAGCGAGUACUCACUGUACCAACGAUCUGCUCUUGCGAAGCUUGCACUGGUAAGAAACAUCCGAAACAUCAUGGCUUAAAACAGAUGUUGCAGAAAUACAAGGAAGAGAGAAAAAUGAAAAACUCAUAGUUAAUAAGUUAAUUCCUAGUUAAUGUAAGUAAUUCUCAGGUAAGAUUUGUAGACUAUUAA